This is a messenger RNA of Cornus florida, 1162 nucleotides long. RefSeq names its product NAC domain-containing protein 79. The record is from RefSeq and is a predicted model, not a curated record. The coding region runs from base 1 to 981 and encodes 326 amino acids. The transcript has 3 exons. Gene Ontology annotation, biological process: regulation of DNA-templated transcription. NCBI's taxonomy places the organism in Eukaryota, Viridiplantae, Streptophyta, Magnoliopsida, Cornales, Cornaceae. Gene Ontology annotation, molecular function: DNA binding.
AUGGAGGAGAGUCUUCCUCCAGGGUUCAGAUUUCACCCAACGGAUGAAGAACUCGUCACCUAUUAUCUAACUCAUAAGGUUUCUGAUUUUACUUUCACGUCCAAAGCUAUUGCAGAUGUUGAUCUUAAUAAGUGCGAGCCUUGGGACCUCCCAGCUAAAGCUUCCAUGGGAGAGAGAGAAUGGUAUUUCUUCAGCUUGAGAGACCGAAAAUACCCAACUGGUUUAAGAACCAACCGAGCGACAGAAGCAGGCUACUGGAAAACAACAGGCAAGGACAAAGAGAUAUUUCAUGGAGGAGUAUCGGUUGGAAUGAAGAAAACCUUGGUAUUCUACAGAGGAAGAGCCCCUAAGGGUGAAAAAACCAACUGGGUUAUGCAUGAAUAUAGACUAGAAACCAAGGUUUCUUUCAAACCUACGAAGGAAGAAUGGGUGGUUUGUAGGGUUUUCCAAAAGAGCACAACAGUGAAGAAACUGCAACAAACACAAUCUUCACAACGAUCUCUAGACUCUCCUUGUGAUACCAACACGAUUGCAAAUGAAUUUGGAGAUAUUGAGCUCCCAAAUUUAAAUACCAUUGCGAAUUCAUCAAGUGCGAUCAGUAAUGUUUCAUUACAAGAUUACAACAAUAACAAUAACAAUGUUGACAUGAACAUGAACAUGAACAUGAACGCGAAUUGGAGCAUGGCAAGAGAAGCUGCAAGCCAGCUUCCAUCACUUCCAUGGCCUUCAAGCUUGCUAACCUCAGGUCUUCAAAUGAAUCCUUUGCUUCUUAGGGCAUUGCAGCUUAGGAGUACUUAUCAACCAAGAGAAGCUACAGCUAUGGAUAAUUACAUGUUGAAUAUGCCACAAUCACAAGGGAUUCCUUCUCACUUUGGAAAUGAUUUUAGUUUGAAUUUCACAGGGUCUUCCUCGAAGGUUUUGGAUCAUUCUGUGCAGCAACAGCCACAGGAGCAACCAUUUAAUUUGGACUCCAUUUGGUGAAGAAAUUUAUCUGAAAUAUAUUCAGAACUAGCAGCUUGUAAACUUCUUUGCUCCUGCAGUAAAUUUAAAGAGAGAGGAGCUAUGCAUGGCUCAAUGUUAAUUUGGACCUCUUACACUAUAAUCACUAUGUGAUGGGCUAAUUAAGCUCAUGCCACAAGUUAAUUAAUGUCUUAAUAAUUCU